Molecule: messenger RNA, 1336 nt
Organism: Schizosaccharomyces japonicus yFS275
Lineage: Eukaryota; Fungi; Ascomycota; Schizosaccharomycetes; Schizosaccharomycetales; Schizosaccharomycetaceae
Product: fungal protein
Exons: 2
Coding region: 578-1060 (160 amino acids)
Biological process (GO): spliceosomal snRNP assembly
Cellular component (GO): SMN complex
Source: RefSeq, a predicted model, not a curated record
GGGUGUUUUAAUUAUGAGUGCAGUAGGUCGUAUAUCAAUCUGUAAUAAACAACUUUAAACUUCUUAUUCAAUCCUUCAAUGUAUAUGAAGAAUUGCAUUUACCGAGUCAGAGCGACUAUUUUCUUAAUGAGUGGUUAAAUAAACCACCUGUCUGUGAAUCAGGUUGAUCAUACCAAUAAUUUACCAAUACCAUCUUUAUGUCUCUCCUCUGUCGGUGACAAACCCUUUAAGAAAAAUUAAAAAAGUUUUCUACCUUUCUUACCGAAUGAGAUUUUAGUACCACCAGUUUCUCCACAGAGUAGAUCAAGGAAGAUUCUAUUCUUCGUCCAUGUUCUUGAGGAAAUAAAACUUACACAAGCUCAUAAUAAGAACAACCUAGUUUUAUAUUUUCGGAUUCACUGCCAAAAGUAGUACCAUAACAACAUUAAAAGGUUCAGCAUUUUUUACUCAAUAAACUCGUUCAUAAGCUCAGAGACUUUGAAGGACAGACCUAUCAAAUUUUCAACUAAGAAAUUCCCCUGCAAACGUACCAGUUUUCCUCUAUACUCAUCACCUUCACUGGCGGUAUAGCUUUAAUAUGGACCCUACGGGACAAGAACUUACUUCCUUUGCUGCCUCUCACUUUGGUCCAUCAGCUACUAAAUGCUGGGAUAGUCUCUUUCUCGGGCCACCGAAUGAACAACCAGUUGUACCGGAACGUUAUCCGGACGGCACUAUUCGUACCCUCACAGACGAACAAAUUCAAUACUUUCGCGAAUCCGAGUUGCGUCAUCUUCGUUGGGAAAAAGAACUGGCACAAGAGCGCGAAGAGCUUCGUCGGAUUCGUGAAGCAGAAGAAGAAGCAUCAGCCAACGAACCACGCACAUGCUCGUCUGUGGAAGAGACACCAGCAACAGUGCCCAUUCCUGCUACAGAGGUGUUUAAAGGCAAACAUUUUCAAGUACUAAAGUACAGAGCUCACGAGCUCAUUGAACUUGAACAAACUCUCGACAAUAAUUUUCGCAAGCAAACGGCUACUGGCUUUGUGAAGUAUUGGCCGGUACUUCCAAUGAGGAAUUGAGAAAAAAAGAAAAACAGCUGAAGGAUGCCUAAGAAUACAGGCAAAUGCACCCUGCAGAAACAAAACAGUUUACUCUCAUUUCUUUUCUUCAAGAAUUCCUCAACCAUUUCGCAACCCCGCAGCUUUAUUCCUUUCCCCACGAUUCGCCAAGCAAACCUUAAAACUCUACACCAUCAAACGUCGGCCUUGCGUCACUUCCCCGUAUGCAAUCAUAAAACAGCUAAUCCGUGCCAUUUGCCAUACACUUCUUUUGCUUAUUUACAAGCAACAAACAGU